Molecule: messenger RNA, 320 nt
Organism: Staurois parvus
Lineage: Eukaryota; Metazoa; Chordata; Amphibia; Anura; Ranidae
Source: the annotation of a GenBank genome assembly
AUGUAUGUGAAAUGGUUUGAUACAGUAAUAUUUUACUAUGUGAUUUUAGUGUAUUUAGUGAAUGUCACUUUUUGUCGUUUCCAAAUUUCCCGCUGUUCCGUCCUCCGUACGUCCCAACAUCGCAGGGAACGGAACCCAGAUGACAGAUGCCGGCAUCCGUCGGAGGAAAUUACAGGGGACACUGCAGGAGGCACAUCACUGGAGCGCAGGACAAGGUAAGUGAAGAACAGAUUCCGGAGCAGCGCCGCAUGGUAAGCCCGAGUGUAGCUCGGGGUUACCGCUUGUGCUACACUCGGGAAUACCGCCAGGGAGGUUAAGUU